AUGGCUCCAAAAACUCUCCUCGUUUUUUGCGACGGCACCGGUAUGGAUGGAUCACUGUCCGAAGGCUCUGGAGACACUCAGGCUUCUCAAGCAACUGGUGGCCUUCUUGGUGGAGCCUCGCUUGGUGGAGCCCCGCUUGGUGGAACCCCGCUUGGUGGAGUCACUACCUUGUUAGAUUCUGUAGAUGGCGGUCCUGUCCACGCGCAGUAUGCCACGAACGUCUUGCGUCUUUCGCGCUCCGUUCUGCCUUACGACAAAAAUGGGAACAAACAGAUUGUUUUCUAUCAGAGUGGCGUGGGUUCCGAAGCGAACUUUGAUGGAGAUCAGGUGACAGGGGCAGAUGUAUUACAGGCCUUGGGUACCGCCGUCGCGAGUAAGAUUCGUGAUGCCUAUGUUUUUAUUGCGCAAAACUUCGAGGAUGGAGACGAAAUCUGUAUUUUUGGGUGA
This is a messenger RNA of Marasmius oreades (fairy-ring Marasmius), 447 nucleotides long. RefSeq lists its product as uncharacterized. The transcript is spliced from 7 exons. NCBI's taxonomy places the organism in Eukaryota, Fungi, Basidiomycota, Agaricomycetes, Agaricales, Marasmiaceae. Bases 1 to 447 code for a protein of 148 amino acids. The record is from RefSeq and is a predicted model, not a curated record.